AUGGAUAACAACAAUAUCGAAUAUAAUUUGCAACUUAUUAGAAAGGGUGUCAAAAAUCCAAAUGACGGUCUUCUACAUAAAACAAUAAUAGCAAUCAACCAUUUCCAAAAUGACCCAAGUAUACUGAAACCCUAUUUAAAUGAAUUCAUAUCAAACAUUAAUAAAAGCUUUAUUUUGGCCAUAGAUGAUCCUAAUAUUCAAUUAUCUAAAAUACAUUUCAUUCAAUCGAAAUUUUUUUACAAUUUGACUAAAAUUUGCUCUAAUAAAAUUGUCAAUAAAUAUCUAUCAACUGAUAUAACUUAUUUAAAUUCAAUAAUAACUUUGUUAAAAACCGAUAUCCCAUGGGAAACACAGUUUUUUUUACUCUCCUGGUGUCGAAUCGUCAUUCUAUCUCCCUUUAAUAUUUCUACUGAUAAAUACAUUUGGCAGCUGACUUAUAAUUUUAAAUCAAAUCAAGUGUUAAACCACAUUGUGACACAGAUUCAUGCCAUUUUAUACCAAAAAAAUUACGCUCUUUUUUGUGAAAAGAUAGACAAUGAACUACUGCGUAAUAAUGAUCUCGAAACUUUAAAUUACUAUCUAAAGACUCAAUUAAUCGAGUCUACCAGUAAUUUUUUAAUCCAUGAUUCAAAUGAUAAUCUAAACAAAAUUACUCAAUUGUGUCUAAACGUGAACGUUAAGGAUCUGGAAAAUUCACAGUUAUUAAUUUUGAAAAUCUUACCGAAACUAUUUCUUUUACAAUGUUGGAAAGAGAAUUGGUCUAUUGUAACUGAUAUCAUGGAUUGGUAUUUCAAACAUUUAGAUACUAAUUACACUGAGGUAAGGUUUAUGCUAGCUCAUUCAUAUAGUAAACUUUUAAGAAGAAUGAUUAAUGAUUUCGAUGGGGAUACAGAGGCAAUCCGAUGUAUUGAGGAAAUAAUCCAUUCCAUAUUAACUCUAAUAACAUCGAUCCCAAUGGAUGUAAUAGAUAUAAAUAUGUUGCAUUCAUAUCUACUCAUAAUUGCAGAAUGCUCUAAGAUCAUUAUAAAAUUUCUACCUCAUAUGCUAUUAAUUAUUACCGGUGAAAUUUUACCGUUUGCAUAUAGAUUCCAACAAAUGCAUAUUGGGAAUGUCAUUAAAGGAUCACAAGUUAAAGAUGCAGCCAAUUUCAUUAUUUGGUCAUGUUCCAGAUAUUCAAGUCUACCAAAUUCAGUUAUCUGUGAUUUAUUAAAGUUUCUUUUACCCACUACUUUAUUUGAUAGAGAUUUUUUAAUUAGAAAAUCAUCCAAUGCAACGUUGCAAGAAUUAUUGGGUAAACACGGUAGAUUAGUUUUAAACAGUGCAACAAUAAUGAAUUUAAUUCAACUGCCUAUUCAUAGUCUGCAUGACUCAUACACAAAUAAUUUAAAAUUGCUAUAUGAAAUAUUUAAAAAGGAUGAAUCUCCACAUAGUCAAAAUAUUUUCAACCAUAUAGUUAAAUGGAUCUUUGAACAUAAUAUAGUAGAAAAUUUCGAUUUAGAUAUUGUAACACUUUCAAUACACAGUCUAUGUCAAUUUCAUAAACAAUUUUGUGAAUAUCCGCUAAUAGAAAUGAUUCAAAAAUAUACAAAACAUAAUACCGUCACAAACGAAUUAACAUAUAAUAAAUUGUUAUACUUUAUUAUUGAAUUAAAUAUAUUGGAUAACAGAAUCGAUUUCAUUAACCCAGAUUCAUUAAUGAUAGACUUUGAAUUAACAAAAACCUGUUUUUUUUCUUCUCAUAAAAACGAUAUUUUCAAGUUAUUAUCGUUUCUAAAAUAUUAUCAUUACAAACUCCUUAACAAUACUCCAAAAUUUUUCACACCGGAAAAGGUAUCAUUAUUUUAUAGAGUGAUGGAAGAUAUUACAGAAGAUAGUCCCUGGUUUGAUUCAUUUAAAUUGGUAACCAACAAUACUGUAGAAAUCCUAAGUACAAAUGACGACACCUAUUACUUCUCAAAUAAGGAUACUCUUGAUGAUUUUUGGUACAAAUAUGUUAAGUUUUUAAAGUAUAAUAAACCUUUAAUAUGUUCAUCUUUCCCGUUUUUGCCAAAAAAUAAGUUCUUAAAAUAUUUACAUGUGCACAAAGAAGUAUUAUCAUGUAACUCAAAAUCUUUAUUACUUUCAACUUUGACACAAAAUAAGAGUGCCUUUAAAAAAUUUCUUGAGGAUAAGACUUAUAUGGAUAUAAUCAUUGAAUUUUUAAAUGACCACACUAUCACAGAACAAGGUGAUGUUGGCAGAUUUACAAGAGAAAGUGCUUGUCAAUUUGUAUCUAAAUGGUAUCCUCAAUUCUGUGAGAAUGAUAUCAAAACAAGAUUGCUUCCAACCAUAUUGUAUCUUGCAGCAGAACCAUCCAAGAAUGUAAAGGACCAAUGCAUUGACAUUCUUACAAACAUUGUGAAAAAUUAUUUAUCAUUAAAACUAUUUUCUCAAUAUACAAAAUCAAAUUCUCCAAAUAUAAGAAUAUUCAACUUACAAUUAGGGCUCAACAAUAAUUCAAUAUCACGAACAUUCUGGAGACAUUAUUCUACCUAUGCUGGCGCAUUACGUUCUACGGAAGAAGAUUUGAUGGAUGGGAUCAACGAUUUUAUAAAAUGGUACGAACAAUUAACGCCAGAUACUCAAAAAAAAACACUUAAUGACAUUAUUAUAAGUAUUCCUUCUGCGCAAGAUAUUAAAAAAGACAAAUCUUUAAUCAAGUAUACGAUAUACGGUCUAAAAUUCUUGGAAAGAAUUUGGUGCUCAAGAAUUGCUUGCGGAUAUGAGGGAUUUAAUUGGCAAGGUGUCUAUGCCAAAUUAUUUAACAUUGCAUUAUUAAAACACAAACCACUGCUUGGUGCGAUACUACAAAUUCUACCGGCUCUAGCUAUCGCUUGGAAUAAUUCCAAUGUCAUUCAUAACAAUUAUACAUACAUCAAUACCUUAAUUGAAUUUUUGGUAAAAACAAUUAACAAGAACAACAAUAACAAUAUAUUAAAAACAGAACUAACCACGUUACAAAGAAACAGUAUUGAGUGUCUUGUUAGUAUAUUAUUGGAAUUCAAUGCAUUUGAACAUAUAAAAUAUAUCAAUGUUUUUAUCAAAAAUUAUAAGAAUACAGCAUUUUUAGAUAUUCAUAAGCUAUAUUUAUAA
Messenger RNA from Arxiozyma heterogenica, 3132 nucleotides. It is a transcript of the gene CIN1, whose product is annotated as Cin1p. The record is from RefSeq and is a predicted model, not a curated record. Gene Ontology annotation, biological process: post-chaperonin tubulin folding pathway; microtubule cytoskeleton organization; tubulin complex assembly. Gene Ontology annotation, molecular function: GTPase activator activity; beta-tubulin binding. The transcript has a single exon. NCBI's taxonomy places the organism in Eukaryota, Fungi, Ascomycota, Saccharomycetes, Saccharomycetales, Saccharomycetaceae. Bases 1 to 3132 code for a protein of 1043 amino acids.